Molecule: messenger RNA, 1153 nt
Organism: Drosophila kikkawai
Lineage: Eukaryota; Metazoa; Arthropoda; Insecta; Diptera; Drosophilidae
Product: PE-PGRS family protein PE_PGRS26
Source: RefSeq, a predicted model, not a curated record
AAUGAAGCAAAUUGUUUGGAUAUUUUUAAUAAUUGCAACUACAGCAAAUGUCCAGGCAUACAACAAAUACGGACGUGGUUGUGGAGAUAUUUCAUGUGCCCCAGGAGAGAGAUGUAUCCUGUCCAAGGAGCCCUGCACAGGAUCAAAACGCGAUGGCGAGCAAUGCGGAGAGUAUCCUACAUGCGAGGCAAAGGGUCAAUACUCAUCGAGUUCAGGUUGGCAGUUCAAUUAAUUUUUUAAUUUAAUCAAGUAUUCAACUUUAAUUUAAACAGAAUCUGAGGAUCGUGAAAAACGCCAAGCAAAUCAGCAAGGAUACGGAAUGGGUGGAAGCGGAAUGGGUAGAGGUAACAACAUGAAUGGAGGCAAUGGAAACGGUGGAAACGGAAUGGGGGGAAAUGGAAAUGGUAUGGGUGGCAACGGAAUGAAUGGAAUGGGCGGGCGUGGGGGAAAUGGCAUGGGAGGAAACAUGGGCGGCGGAUACACCGGUGGAAUGGGCGGUGGAAAUGGAAUGAAUGGAAUGGGUGGAAGGGGAGGAAAUGGUAAUGGAAUGGGCGGUAAUGGAAUGGGCGGCAAUGGCAUGGGACCCGGAGGAAUGGGUGGAAGAGGAGGUAAUGGCUACGGAAACGGUGGAAAUGGAAUGGGUGGAAACGGAAUGGGUGGAAAUGGUAUGGGCCAAGGGGGAAUGGGUGGUAAUGGAAUGGGAGGACGUGGCGGAAACGGAAUGGGCCCCGGCGGAAUGGGUGGAAAUGGAAUGGGUCAAGGGGGAAUGGGUGGUAAUGGUAUGGGAGGACGUGGCGGAAACGGAAUGGGUGGCAAUGGAAUGGGACCCGGAGGAUAUGGAAUGGGUGGUCGCGGUGGAAACGGAAACGGAAUGGGCGGUCCAAGUGGAAUGGGUGGUCCAAAUGGGAUGGGAGGACCAAAUGGAAUGGGUGGUCCAAACAGAAUGGGAGGACCAAAUGGAAUGGGAGGACCAAAUGGAAUGGGAGGACCUAAUGGAAUGGGAGGACCAAAUGGAAUGGGGGGAUCUGGUAACUGGCAAGGCAAUAAUAAUGGAAAUGGAUCUAGUAACAAUGGUAAUUACCGGAAUAGAAACGGAAACUACAAUCAAAGCUAUACCUCUACUUCUGCCACAACAACAACGGAUGGAUGGUGA